This is a messenger RNA of Aplysia californica (California sea hare), 4959 nucleotides long. Its product is annotated as gamma-aminobutyric acid type B receptor subunit 2. Lineage: Eukaryota; Metazoa; Mollusca; Gastropoda; Aplysiida; Aplysiidae. The transcript is spliced from 18 exons. Gene Ontology annotation, molecular function: G protein-coupled GABA receptor activity. The record is from RefSeq and is a predicted model, not a curated record. Bases 280 to 3252 code for a protein of 990 amino acids. Gene Ontology annotation, biological process: G protein-coupled receptor signaling pathway; gamma-aminobutyric acid signaling pathway. Gene Ontology annotation, cellular component: G protein-coupled receptor heterodimeric complex; membrane.
GCAACCCUCUUAUCCAUAACUUCUUCACUUCUUCGCGCCUUUUGUCUCCAAUUGGCUUUUCUAAGUUAAGUACUCUGAAUGGAAGCUAGCGCAAAUCCGGCUUGUCUUUUCCUCUUAUCAUCCCCACUUCUUGUGACGCAUUUUUUGGAUGCGCAUAAGAUACCACGGACACCCUAGCCUCCAAGCAAUCUGACUUUCGUAUUCAGCGGAGGCAUUAUCUCCUCGUCUUCAAGCGUUGUGGGAAAACCGGAAUUUGCGUACAUAUUGAGAUAAAGCACAAUGUCGGGCUUCAGGAAAAUUUCCCCUUGGCUCUGCACAAUAUCUCUUCUUCUGGUGGAACAAGUAGCGCACCAUGGUCUACAGGCGAACGAACACGGUUCCAAUCUGAAAAGUGACAUUUCAAGACAGGACAGGCCUCAUCAGCAAAUCGUCUCCAAAACCAGUUCGAGAGUCCCACGAAAGACUUCGAGCCCAGCCCCAGUGACCCUGCACGUGAUUGGUCUGUUUGCUAUGAGUGGGCCGUACCCGGCCGGCCAGUCCUACUUGCCAGCGGCGCUGUUGGCGGUCAAGCACAUCAACGAGGACCCCAGCAUCUUGCCCAACUACAGGCUACAGAUAAACGCCUACGACACGAACUGUUCCGAGGCUCGAGGGCUGGACGCUUUCUACAAAGAGGUAUACAACCCUAACAGGACCUCAAUCAUGGCGCUGGGAGGGACCUGCUCCCACGUGACUGAGGCCACUGCAGCGGUCAGCAACCUCUGGAAAAUGCUGCAGAUAUCGUAUUCAGCAGUCUCUCCUCACCUGUCCAAUCAGGACUUGUUCCCCGCGUUCUUCCGCGUGAUGACUCCGGAGCAGAAUCGUACUCACGCACGCGUAGAACUCCUCAGGGUCUUCAACUGGACACGAGUCUUAGUCAUAUACCGAGACUUCAAGCUUUUCUCUUCGCUCUUUGAGGAGGUGCAGAGAGAUCUUCAGAACGAGGGUUUUGAGGUCAAGGACGAGAUGCUCAUUACCAACUCAGAUCUCAAACUGAAGGUGGAAACUCUGAGGAAAAAAGAUGCACGUAUUGUCCUGGGUUCUUUCUAUGAGGAUGAAGCUCGUCGAGUGAUGUGUGCUGUCUACGACUCGGACACAGGUCCUCCCGAAAAAGCCUGGUACAAGAAAAUGGUAUGGGUGCUACCCUCAUUUUUCGACCGCUAUUGGAUGAACUUUACGGGCGAAGAUCCCAACUGCACCCCGCACAAAAUACGACAGGUGGUUGGUCAGUAUUUCACCAUUGGAUCAGCUCCUGUUUCGGGAGAUCCUGAGUACAAAGCUGUGCGUGGAAUGUCCCCCUUACGGUACAAAGAGCUGUACUCUGGACAGAAUCUCUACGAAGCCGUGAAGGAUGAUAUUCCCAAAGAGUACCGACACAUGUUCGGACCAGAUAGCACGUAUUUCAACCGGGACUGGCUGCUGUACGCAGAACAUCGGUCACCUGAGGCCUAUGACGCGGUUUGGGCGAUCGCUUACGCGCUGAACGAUACCCUGACCACCCUGCUUAAAUAUGAUCCUAACAGCGGAUUGGGAGACUAUUCUUAUCACAACGAGACAUUCUUCCAACUGAUGAAGUCUCACAUGCAGAACGUGAAAUUUUCAGCCUUGUCUGGACCCUUUUCCUUUAACGAAAGAGGGGAGAGAACGCCUGGAAUCCUCAUCUCCAGAUUUCUCAACGACGACAACCUGACGUUCAUUGAUAUUGGUAGAUGUACUCUCCCACCCAGAGGCACAAAGUGGAACUGUUCUAUCGAAGAAGAGAAAAUUAUCUGGGAAAAUGGAAAAGUCCCAGUGGACGGUGUGCUUACUGUAAACCAAGUGGUCAGGAUUGACGGUCGGAUCAAGUUCUGUUUCUGGUUCCUAGCUUGUUCCGGCAUUCUCCUUACGCUGGCGCUUCUAGUGUUCAACAUCAUGAGCAGAAGGCACAAGAUCAUCAAGAUGUCAUCGCCAAGGAUCAACAACAUCAUCCUCAGCGGUUGUUUAAUCGCCUAUUGUUCUGUGCUCAUAAUUGAACCCGCAGGGGGCGAGUCCACGGGCACGUGUGUGCUUCACACAUUCCUUCUGGCCCUGAGCUUUUCAAUUGGUUUUGGCGCCGUUUUUGCCAAGACCUGGAGAGUGUACACCAUCUUUACACACGGACAUCGGAUGCGGAAUACAAGAAUGAUCAAGGAUAGCAGCCUGUUUGCGAUCAUCAUGGCCCUGGUGUUGCUCAACUGCAUCAUCCUGACUGUCUGGGCCCUCGUCUCGCCGCAGUCGCCACACCUCGUCAACUUUGGCACACCCGUGGCUUCCUCAGAUGAAGACCUUAUGAUUCAGGAGCAGUUCCUGCGGUGUGACUCUAAGUACGGCAUGCACUUCGCUGGCACGCUCAACGCCAUACAGGGCCUGGUCAUCCUCUUUGGCACCUUCCUCGCUGUACAGACACGCAAGGUGUCUUUGCCUGAACUGAACGACUCCAAGUGGAUCGCUUUGUGCAUCUACAACGUGGUGGUGCUGGCCCCUAUUAGCGUGGUGGUUGUUUUGGCAACCGACUCCAAACCGGAAGUGAACUACGCUUUAAGAGUAGCAAUGCUGUUACUCAUCACGUCUGUCACAGAGUGUCUCAUUUUUGUUCCUAAGAUCAUCUCUUACAGACGGUUCAACCGCACGAAAAGUCUCAAGUCUAACCCCAAGGAAAGAAGCUCUGACCACGUCCACAGGGUUUUGGGUGCGCCACCAACAAUGACGGAUUCAAGUUGCCCACCGACACUGUUACAAAAUGACGGGCCGGCAGUCUCAUUUUCAAGUCAGACACAAUGUGUCACUAGUAUCAGCAAUUCUUCCAAAACGCCCUACUCUUUCGACACCCCCAGGAGCACAAUCUAUGAGACCAAAGAAGGAGCAAUAAGUGAGAUACCACUCCCACAUCUUGAAGAAUUUUCGGCUUCUUCUUGCGACCUUUCAAAGGUUAGCGGUAUGGGCAGGUCCCUGUCAGACUCAAACCUGAGUUUCACACAGGGUGAUCCGAAGAUUUCAAAUCUUCCUGGCGGUUCUAGAAGCACGGACGUUGAGAUAAACAUUGUUGAUGGCGACUGUGAAACGCAGACAGGCGAUAAAAACGUGAGCGAGCUAACCGCCAAAGUCAAGGACGAUGUGGAUUUCCAAUCUAAUGUAGGAUUCAAGGCCAGUGAGCGGGAGAGGCGGACGGGUAUGCCCAAAAAGAGCCAGUCCUAACGCAGCUGAGCCGACCGAGGGAUGCGAAGAACAUUAAGAGUUUUAACAGUACCAAGUGGUUGUACGCCACGCCGCUACCUUAGAAUUACAAAAUUCUUUCUGACCUUUCUGACCGUGUUCAGUUACUAUGACGAAUAGGUCAGUAGCAUAAUUAUGUUCUAUCUAUUCUACCGAAAUCUCUAGAUUAUUCGGAAACGUUAUAAUAAUAUUCAAAGAUAUGCACAUUUCUCCAAACUAAGAACUGAGCUGGUAGAACUUUGUAAUUCUAGGAUAGCGCUGUACCAAUACGCGGGCGUCACAUUUUAAAGUGGCCUUCGAUGCUCAAAAUUUUUUUUAUAGCAUAAUUCUGAGAAGCAACUUAUGAAUACCGGUGUCUGUGGUGUAGCGCUUAUGGGCUUCACCGUCGCAGGCAGGAGACCCAAGUUCGUUUACCGUAUGGGGAUAACUUCUAUCGAGUAUCUCUAUCUUUCUCUUGGGACGUUGUAUCCUUCUCAGAUGGGGUUGGGCUCGACAGGCAGGGUUGUGCUCGCCUGCAGGAUGAUCUAAACUGUCUUAUAGCGUCUUAUUGUCCGCCACGGGGUACGUUCCUACCGAGAUAUUUAAAGUGGUGAUCUUUUGAAAGGACACUAGCUCAUAUAAUAAUCUCUCUCCGAUCUUUGAAAAUAUUUUCUGUGUAUUCUGAACUAUAAUUGUUAAAAACAUUUCCUUUAUCCAUUGACAUAACAUUAUUUGAUAUUACAUAUAUUUGUGCUUCUGUAUCCCCCCCCCCCUACUUCUUUGAUUUUGAAGUGCAUGUAUUUGCAAUUGUUAUUUGGGUUGGUCUUAUAUCUUGACGCUGAUCCUUUUCCCUCGUAUAUUUUGCUUUUUCAUAUUUUGGGGCAUUUAUGUACCUCUUUCAUUAACAUUGUUUUUAGUUGAUGAGGGAUUUUUGACGUCUGUGUUUGGACCAUAUUCAAAUUGCAUAAAAUCCUUAGACCUUUUCCUUCUUUCCAUUAACAUCUGCAGUAAAAUCUUUUGUAAUACAACACAUGAGGCCUAUCGUUCCAUACAACUCGCAUCCUUUAACAGCCUGGACACAUUAGUAAAAACUGACUUAAUAGUUAAUUAUUUCUUAUGAAAUGUUACCACCAUUUUGGAGAGAAUUUAAGAGCUUUUUGUUUAUUCCACUGCCGGUUUUUAUCUAUGACAUGUAUAUUGAUAGUGAGUUCAACUGGAAUGUUAUCAUGCCAUGUAGUUUUCUUUUGUAUUAUUCUCUGCUACUGCAAUUUUUUUUACUUGUUCCUUAUGAUUUUUAUUAUUUUAUUUACCUCUUCUUUUCUCGGCUUUCAAUUGCCAGGAAGUCAGUCUCUCGUUAGAUAAAGAACUGGCGGUUCAUUUCGUUAUUCCUUUCUUACCGAUUUUUCUUGUGUAUUAUCUUUCAAAAGAUGUCUCAUAUAUUUUCUGCUAAAACAUUCACUUCGUCCAUUUAAAUAUCUCAUUCUCUUGAUCUUAUACAGCCUUAAUUUUAGCCUAUUUUCCCCUCUUACUUCUUUAAUUUGGAAUCCUCUUUAUGAUAUCUUUGUGUUGAUUCACUUUUAUUUACGGACACUGAUAAUUUAUCCACGUUUCAUUUGUUUUAUUACAUUUGAAAACAAAGAUAAUACGUAUCUUUCUGUGCUUCAUGUAUCUUUCAUUAGCAUUGAGGUAAGAGUGGAUGAAUCAUUUUAG